AUGUAAAAGAAGAAGCAAAGUAAUCUUCACUUACGUAUCAAGCCUGUGUCAAAUUGAGUACUCACAGUUUGUUUAUUCGCCUUACAUUAUGGACCCAAUAAGAUUUCUAACUUUGCUUUUAGCGACCAUACUGUUAGUGUCAACUGCCUUUUCAGCCCCAUGGGGAGGAUGGGGUGGUGGCGGUGGUAAAGUAAUAAUAGUUAAAAAAAUUGGCUAUGGAAGUGGCGGUUGGGGCAACAGAUAUUACGGAGGACAUAGCGGGUAUAGUGGCGGAUAUGGUAAAGGGUACGGAGGAGGAUAUGGAGGAGGAUAUGGAGGCGGAUAUGGAGGGGGAUAUGGAGGCGGGUAUGGCGGUGGGUAUGGUGGUGGAUACGGUGGUGGGUACGGUGGUGGGUUUGGAGGAGGAUUUGGAUUUGGCGGAGGUCAUGGAGGUGGAUGGGGCAAGUAAAGAUGGAUAAAAGAAAAAUUAGUGAAAAAAUUUUAGUGUUAAAAGUUACACCAUUUGUACCUAAUUGUUUUCCGAGCAGUAUUUAUUUAAUUUUUGUACAUUUUCUUUAAAUAAAGUUGUAUACUAUAA
Molecule: messenger RNA, 577 nt
Organism: Anoplophora glabripennis (Asian longhorned beetle)
Lineage: Eukaryota; Metazoa; Arthropoda; Insecta; Coleoptera; Cerambycidae
Product: keratin-associated protein 6-2-like
Exons: 2
Coding region: 89-448 (119 amino acids)
Source: RefSeq, a predicted model, not a curated record